This is a messenger RNA of Phycomyces blakesleeanus NRRL 1555(-), 405 nucleotides long. RefSeq lists its product as hypothetical. Bases 1 to 405 code for a protein of 134 amino acids. NCBI's taxonomy places the organism in Eukaryota, Fungi, Mucoromycota, Mucoromycetes, Mucorales, Phycomycetaceae. The record is from RefSeq and is a predicted model, not a curated record. The transcript is spliced from 6 exons.
AUGACAGAGACUCGUGUUGACUUUAUCCCAAUAAGAACAAAUAAGAUACCAAGUGCAACUGCAAGGAUAAAUGCACUGAUCAACUAUCUGUGGAAAAAGAAACAGGAGACGGAUAUCAGCGUAUUCUUAGAAGAGCAAAAGCUCAUUCAACUGCAGUUCCACAUGUCUACAAGGCAAUGCCAACAUAUUAUGCAUAAAGACAGCAUUUUAAGUAGAGAAGUUCAAGAAGAAGAGUUGAGUAGCAUUGGUGAGGCAGAAACCAAGGGUAUAUUAAACAAUCUGGCUAGCUAUCAAUCAGUAGGUGCAUCUAAUUACUUGGGGCUUGUGCUGCAGUAUGGUAGCUACCAGACAAUCUUCGAAUGCAAACAAAUUAUAAAGACUUCGUCUUUAAUCACAAUUACUUGA